GUGAAGGUAAAUACAGAGGUUCAAGCCUUUGCUCUAAUGGCCGAGGAUUUGAAGACUGUGGCUUCUCAGUUUCGGAAACUUCACAGCAAAGAGUUGCAACACACUUUCAAGUUCUACUCCCAACAAUGGAGAACAUGGGCAACCUGUUUUAUCCAAUCAGCUUGGCGCCGCUACUCUAAGAAAAAACAUGAGAGGGCUUUGCGUGAUGCUGAAAAUAGACUGCAAUUUUCUUUGGCAAAUGAAGCUGGGACCUCGGCAAGUCUUGGUGCAACUAUUUAUGCAUUAUGGUUUGCUGCCCAUUUACUUCGAGCCUUGCGACGACUAAAGGGUGGACGCACCAGUACCAAAGCGCCACAAAGAGUGCUACAGCUAAUGCCACCGAAGCCUGCUGAGCCAGAUUUCAGUGCUAAUCAAGGUCAAUAAUCAGUAGUAUAUAUGGCGUUUGAAGUGAUUAUCACGCAAGUUUAGUUUUCACGAACAUUGUUCAUGUGCAAGCAUUUUCUGUAUAUGUGCCGGAUGUGGUGUGUAACAUGUACUAAGGAAACUUCCAUCUUAAAAUUUUACAGCCAUGUGUUCAGGUGUCUAUAACUACAACAUGAGUUUGUAUCUUUUGGAACGGAAAUUUUUUGUUCAAAAUUUACUCGUUUUGUCCCAAAUGAGUU
This is a messenger RNA of Carya illinoinensis, 662 nucleotides long. Its product is annotated as cyclic nucleotide-gated ion channel 1-like. Lineage: Eukaryota; Viridiplantae; Streptophyta; Magnoliopsida; Fagales; Juglandaceae. Bases 37 to 423 code for a protein of 128 amino acids. The record is from RefSeq and is a predicted model, not a curated record. The transcript has 2 exons.